CCUGCUUUCAUGGAGCAUGCAUUCCAGAGGGAAAUCAGAUCAAACAAGAAGUAAAUAAACAGCACGUUCAGUAGUUUAAUGACGCAUGAGGGAGGCAUGCCACAGCAGGUGCGUGGGCUGUGAGCAGAAGCCACUUCUGUCCCUUCUGGAUCACAGCCAGGCCCGCGGCGGGGCAGGGGAAAACGGGAGAUGAGAGGAGACAGGGAGACCUUCGCACAACCUUGUCCUCAUGAAGCUGGGCUCCUGCUCGGACGGGAGGGGUUGGGGCAGGAGACCCGGCAGGUGCAGGCUGUAGACAGGAAUGUGGAAAUCAUCAGUGUGUCCGUGCAUUUCAACAUCAGAGACCAAGUGAGAUUGCCCACGGGGGAGUGUCAGCCGAGUCCCGCUGGGAUGUUUAGAGGUGGGCAGAGGAGGGGGAGCCCGCAAAAAAGAAGAAACGAUGCUCUGAAAGUCCGAGAGCAGACAGCUCCUCAAGGACAGGAGGGCACGUGUGUGUGAUGCCUGACAGUUGCCCCGUUUGCUUCCCAGCUGGUGCUGAUCCCUCCCCUUCCGGUGGGAAAGUGACAAUGGUCAGGAAUUUAAAACUUCUUCUCUGGAAGAAUUUCAUCUUGAAGAAGCGGAAGACUCUGAUAACAGUGCUUGAAAUCCUAAUGCCGCUCCUCUUCUCCAUGAUCGUCAUGUACCUGCGUUUAAACAGUUUGCCCAAGAAAAUACCUCCUGUCAACUACCUGGCCAUCAAUGUCAGUUUACUGCCAGACUUCCUCUAUUUUCCUACUCACGCCAGAUACCAACUGGUGUAUGUCUCUUCCGAAAGCGAAACGUUGAAGGCUAUCACUGAAGCGGUGGGGAAAUCCUUUGACGUUGAGUUUGAAGGUGAGACGUAACGAUGGG
Messenger RNA from Felis catus (domestic cat), 891 nucleotides. Its product is annotated as ATP-binding cassette sub-family A member 17-like. NCBI's taxonomy places the organism in Eukaryota, Metazoa, Chordata, Mammalia, Carnivora, Felidae. The transcript has 2 exons. The record is from RefSeq and is a predicted model, not a curated record. The coding region runs from base 498 to 884 and encodes 128 amino acids.